AUGUCCUCCCCUAGGCCGCCUUGCGUCUACAUGAAGCCAACCUUUUGGAAAGUCCUUGCUCUGGCAUGUGUGGUUGCGAGUGCGAUUGAAAGCAGUGAUUGUGAAAGUGACCCGGGCGAGGAUGACACUUCUGCACUGAGCCUUGCGAUGCGGCGGUUUGGAGGAGACACAGACCAGGUCCGCCCAAUUCCAAUUAGUGAGGGCCUUGCGACGUGCAAGGGCGAGCACCAUCGUGGUGAUCACUGCAUCUUUCCAUUCAUACUCGAUGACGUGACCUACACGACGUGUACCUCCUAUGGCCAUCCAGGCAAGCAGUGGUGCGCUACCGAAGUAAACCACGAGGGCAGGGUGAAGAGGGGAAUGUGGUGCUCGGAAGAAUGUCCGCAGGAUCGCCGUAACGCCAUAGAGGCAUGCAAAGCCGUGUCUAUGAAGCCGGGGCGCUGCGGGGCCAAGAACAAACAUGACACAGAAGCGUGCUUGGUGAAUGCAUGUCCAGCAAGAUGCAAGAACCAAAGUACUUUCCCUUACCCUGGAGCAUCACCUUCGUACUCUGCAUUGACCGGAUUUCCAGCCAUGAACGAUGGUAUCCUGAAGAAGCAGCUGCACGCUGUGCACACCUUAAAGAACUUUGCUCCGGGUUUCACGAGAACACCGGAGUACUUUGACCUGUUGCACAGCACGCUCACCUACAUUUGCUGCAAGACGGAGACUGAGGUAGCAGCGUAUCAACAAGCACUCAGCUCUUUCAAGUUCAGCUGGCGGGAUGUUGGAGCUGUGGAGUGGAAGGAAGUGGGAUGCAGCUUGGAUGACCUCACAGAUCCAAGCAUCAUUUACUUGGAGGCCUUCGUGCCAAAACAAACCAACGAGAAGCUGAUGCGCUUCGCUCACGGACUGGAAGAGCACAUGGCCAAGCUCGGAUUUGCCGACUCGAAUCCACGAGCUAUUCCUUUUCAUUUUGUGAUCAGCAUGCUCCCCGUGCAGCUGCCGGGUGGUCCAGCGCUCAACGCCGGCGACGCAAUGAAGGCGCUCUCCAAGUUCGACUUCGGUACCACUUACUUCUGUGAGUUCUACUUUCUUGGCCUGCCUUGCCUCGGCUUGCCUUGGUGCCCGAACACCCAGGACCAUGGAGAUCCGGCCUUUGGCCUAACGGUGGUAAAGGCCACGGACUGGGACGACUGCCCUUACGGAAAGGAUGCGGCUGGGAAGACAAGCUACAUGACCCUUGGAGGGAUCCGAAUUAUGGUCAAGGUGGUUCAGAAUCGCUAG
This is a messenger RNA of Symbiodinium necroappetens, 1266 nucleotides long. NCBI's taxonomy places the organism in Eukaryota, Dinophyceae, Suessiales, Symbiodiniaceae. The record is from the annotation of a GenBank genome assembly.